AUGGGUAUACCCGUGGGUGACGAGUUUGGUGCCUGCUCUGUGCCCGUGGGUGUUCGCGAGUAUACUCACGGGCGGGUAAAAAACUGGUGGGUACAGCGCCGCGCCGCCGGAGGAGGAGGAGAAAGAGAGGAGGAGGAGGAGAGGAGGAAGAAGGAGGAAGAGAAGGAGGAGGAGGAAGAAGGAGGAAGGAGGAAGAAGAAGGAGGAGGAGGAGGAGGCGCCCCGGCCGCCGUUGCCACGUCCCCGACGCUUCCCCAACCGUCGCCUUGUCCACCGGCGCCCUGGCCCCUUCACCACCGCCGCCCUACGACGCCCACUAGAGAAGAGCCAGUCGGAGCGGCGCCGGAGUACCUCGGCGACCCCGAUCGCCUUCCUUGCCGCUGCGGGUCUGCCUGCACUGCGUCGCCUCGCCACUGCACCGACCCGCCAUGGCCCCGCUAGCCUGACUCCACCGCCACCCUAG
Molecule: messenger RNA, 462 nt
Organism: Phragmites australis (common reed)
Lineage: Eukaryota; Viridiplantae; Streptophyta; Magnoliopsida; Poales; Poaceae
Exons: 3
Coding region: 1-462 (153 amino acids)
Source: RefSeq, a predicted model, not a curated record